Messenger RNA from Camellia sinensis, 1159 nucleotides. Its product is annotated as glutathione S-transferase L3. Lineage: Eukaryota; Viridiplantae; Streptophyta; Magnoliopsida; Ericales; Theaceae. The record is from RefSeq and is a predicted model, not a curated record. Gene Ontology annotation, biological process: protein glutathionylation. Gene Ontology annotation, molecular function: glutathione transferase activity.
UUACAAAUACGAUAUACUCUAUAUACCCACCAUCAUCUCCAUUGUUCUCAUCAGUUCUCUCUGUCCACCUUCACUCCUCUAAUCGCUCACACGCAUCAACCACCCUUCUCUCUAACGCUCCCUCCAGAACCACACUCUCUGCUCUCAAAAUGGCCACUGGAAGUGUGCAAGAAGUUCUUCCACCUGCUCUUGAUUCUACUUCAGACCCACCUGCAAUCUUCGAUGGGACGACAAGGCUGUACAUUUCCUACAUAUGCCCAUAUGCCCAACGUGCGUGGAUUACCCGAAACUGUAAGGGAUUGCAGGAGAAGAUAAAAUUGGUUCCUAUUGAUCUGCAAAACAGGCCAACUUGGUACAAGGAGAAAGUUUACCCGCAGAACAAGGUGCCAUCUUUGGAACACAAUAAUGAAGUCAAGGGAGAGAGUCUUGAUUUAGUUAAAUAUAUUGACAGUAACUUUCAAGGCCCUUCCCUCUUCCCCAAUGAUCCUGCCAAGAGACAAUUUGGAGACGAGUUACUGUCGUACACAGACUCAUUCAAUAAAGGAGUGAUUACUUCAUUCAAGGCAGAUGGAAUGAAUGAUGCUGAUGCUUCAUUUGAUUACAUUGAAACCGCGCUCUCCAAAUUUGAUGAUGGACCCUUUUUACUCGGCCAGUUUAGUAUUGUGGAUAUAGCAUAUGCUCCUUUUAUUGAAAGAUUUCAACCUUUCUUGUUGGAUGUAAAGAAUUAUGAUAUCACAGCAGGCAGGCCAAAACUGGCAGCAUGGAUUGAGGAGCUGAACAAAAAUGAGGCUUACAAACAAACCAAAGGGGAUCCAAAAGACCACGUUGAAAACUACAAGAAACGUUUCUUGGCUCAGCUCUGAACUCUUUCAGUUCAGUCGCAAAGUAUAUAAUUCAAGAACUGGCUGUGUUAUGUGAAGUGAGGUAGUGAUGGUUCUGCAGACUACUAGUUUGAUGUAUUGGUCAGAUCUUGCCAUAGAAGUUAGAAUGAUGAGCAUAAUCUAAUAUCAAUAAAGCAAACUUAUGUUAUAUGAUGAGAGUAUAUCAUAAUAUCAAUAAGCAAACUCAUGUUAUAUGGUGAGAAUAUUAUAAUGUCAAUAAGCAUACUUGUUCUCAAAUUGGGUGAUUGUUAAUUACAAAUGCGCAGACUCUUGCUUUA